Messenger RNA from Triticum dicoccoides, 1893 nucleotides. RefSeq lists its product as uncharacterized. Bases 168 to 1562 code for a protein of 464 amino acids. The transcript has 3 exons. Lineage: Eukaryota; Viridiplantae; Streptophyta; Magnoliopsida; Poales; Poaceae. The record is from RefSeq and is a predicted model, not a curated record.
CACCAGGGUUGCGUUUUGCCCUUGGAGCUGCUACAAAUGCGCAAUCCAUCGGCACGUUCCGUUCUGGCACAGCAACCCGACGCAGCAUCAACCGACCAACCAGGCGCAGCGUCGCCGAUCCAGACCGACAAACGCGCGCGCUAACCCUCCGUAGCAGCAGCAGCAGCAUGGAUUCCGGUACCGGCAUGGGCUCCGGAACCGGCGAAGCAGCGUGGCGCUCGCGCGCGGUGUGCGGCACGGAGUACAGCUGGUGCCGCGCCGCGCCGGGCGGAACCGGCACCACGCUCAUCGCGCUCCGACUCUCGCGCGGCGGCACGGCGGCCGAAGCCGCGGUCCGCGCCCUCCAGAGCGCCCACCCCGUCCUCCGAGCCCACCUCCUCGGCCCCGCCUCCAACCCCACCCUCGCCUUCCCCUCCCCCGCGCCGCAGCUACGCCUCGCGCCCCAGCCAUGUGCGCUCGACUUCCACUCCCUCCUCGAGCGCGAGAUCAACCGCAACCCGUGGGCGGCCGCCGCGCCCGGGCCUGACGGUGCCCCGGUGCUCUUCGCCGCGCUCUACGAGCUCCCGCCGCCCGCGGACGGGGCGGCGCUGUUCGUCCUGGUCCACACGGCCGUGUGCGACCGUGCGGCGUCCGAGGCGCUGCUGAGGGAGCUCCUCGCGCUGCUGGGCGGCGCGGGUGUUGGCGGCCCGGAGGUGAAGGAGGAGGCGGCGGCGGUGGAGGCGGGGUUGGAGAAGAGGAUACCGAAGAAGGACGCGCGAAAGCCGUUGUGGGCGCGUGGGGUGGACAUGGUGGGCUACUCCAUCGACGGGCUCCGCGCGUCCACGCUGCCGUUCGAGGAGACCGGCACGGCCAGGUCGACGCAGAUGGUGCGCCUCCGGUUCGGCCGUGAGGACACGACGCGGCUGCUCGCUGCGUGCAAGGAGAACGGAGUGAGGCUUUGCUCAGCCAUGGCUGCGGCGACGAUGCUAGCUGCACGGCAAUCGAAGAAGCUGUUCAACAGCGGCCAGCAAGAGACGUACUCCGUUGCAACCCUCAUCAACUGCCGCGAGUUUCUUGAGCCACCUUUGAACGAUCACAACGUUGGGUUCUUCUACUCUGCUGUCACCAACACCCACAAGGUAAAUAGAGAGGGAGGGCUGUGGGCGCUGGCCAGGAGGUGCCAUGAUGCCCACAGCAACGCCAAGAACAACAAGAAGCACCUCGCCGACAUCCGCGACCUCAACUUCCUCAUGUGCCGGGCCAUCGAGAACCCGCAGCUGACCACGGCCUCCGCGCUCCGGACAGCCCUCGUCUCCGUGUUCGAGGUGCCGUCGACCUUGGACGUGUCUGAUCUGCAGAGCAUGGCUGGUGUGGAGGACUAUGUCUGCUGCGCCACCGUGCAUGGCAUCGGCCCGUCGAUCGGCCUGUUCGACUCUAUCAGGGAUGGCAAGUUGGAUUGUGCGUGCCUGUACCCUUCUCCUCUGCAUUCCAGGAAGCAGAUAGAGGGGGUGCUUGACAAGGUGAAGAUGAUUUUACAGGAAGGGAGCAACCCAAGUGAUGACAAGAAUGAAAACUGCACGUAGUCUUCCCUCCAUUACACGAAGGGGGGAACGGAAUGAUGACCCCCACCUACGUUGCCAAAUCACCAAAAAAAAUCAUGCAUCAUUAUUUACACACAAGCCACAUAAAAAUGGGACUAGCUAGCAGACAGUCGACUGAAAAUUUAUUUGUGUCAGUCAAUUGACCAAAGCUUGGUUCAGUCGAUUUGUGUACUAGCCAAGUUUCUCUUGGGCCCGGUGCAUGCUGCUCCUUUCACCAACUAAUAACAGUAACGCUGCGUUGCCGAAUACUUUAAUCCCACAGUACUGUACCAUAAGCAAGUUGUGUUAUGAGAGACACGAUUGGAUUGAACAC